AAAUCGUAAUAGAGCCGAAGUUUCUUGAAUGCUCUUUUGAACAAUAGUGACGACUCUUGCCUGUGCUACGAUAUACCAGCCGUUCUGUUAUAUAUUCCCAUCGUAGCUAUAUUUUUGUUUCUAUACACUCUGUACCCACAAGUACUAGUACACAAGUAAGGGUGAUCGGCGUUCAUUCUACUAUGCGCCAAGACAGUAAAAGAAAUAAUCUAGAUCCUGAAGAGCUGUUUUCAAGGUUAGAAGUGAUAGGAAAAGGUGCUUUCGGAGUUAUAUAUAAAGGAGAAAACAGACAAACUAAGAAGAUCGUGGCUAUAAAAAUCAUUGACUUAGAAGAUGCCGAGGAUGAAAUCGAAGAUAUCCAAACUGAAAUAUCUGUAUUAUCACAAUGCGAGAGUCCUUAUGUAACUAGAUAUUAUGGAUCUUACUUGAAAGGAACCAAGCUGUGGAUUAUUAUGGAGUAUCUGGCUGGUGGCUCAGUAUCAGAUUUAAUGAAAUACACUCGUCUAGAAGAAAGUCACAUUGCAAUAAUUUCUCGUGAGCUGCUCAAGGCGUUGGAUUACUUGCAUCAACAGGGGAAGAUACACCGUGAUAUUAAGGCUGCAAAUAUUUUGUUAUCUGAAGCAGGAGAAGUCAAAUUGGCAGACUUUGGGGUCAGCGGUCAACUUACUGAUCAGCGGACGAAGCGCAAUACCUUUGUUGGGACGCCUUUUUGGAUGGCUCCUGAAGUAAUCAAGCAGGUCGACUAUGAUGCCAAGGCAGAUAUAUGGAGUUUGGGAAUUACAGCAAUUGAAAUGGCUAAGGGAGAGCCCCCCUAUGCAAACCUGCAUCCUAUGCGCGUGUUAUUUCUAAUACCAAAGAGCAAACCCCCUGAGUUGGAAGGACCCGAGUUUUCCUCACAUUUCCGUAGUUUUGUGUCAGCAUGUUUAAAACUUGACCCUAAUGAGCGGGCGACGGUUCGAGAUUUGCUUAAACACAAAUUCAUUACAAAAGCCAAGAAGAUCAGUUACCUGGCUGAGCUGAUCGAGCAAAAGAACAAAGCAAUGGCUAAGAAAGUUUCUAUCUUCCAUUCGGUGGCUAGGAGUAUAAACAGCGUGUCAGACAUAAGCAAUAGUGAGAGUCGCAUGAGCUCCAUUCCUGAAUUGAGUGAGAAUGAAGGUAAUGGUGGAUUGUGGGAUUGGGAAAAAGGGGAGUCGACUCCAGACACGACGCCAUCCACAUUGUUGAGAAAACCUACGAAUGAGUCGCUAAUGAUACCGGUGUCAGAGGAAUCGGCAGAUCCAAAGCCUCCAUCAAAAAGUUCCAGAAAGAAGAAAAAGAAACGAAAAAACAAAAUUUCUAACAACGGCAAAGACAGCGCGAAUGCGGAUAGUUUGGCCUCCAAUGAAGCCAAAUGUAGCAAACAACAAAUGGAGUCAGGCACCGUCAGUACCUUGCUUACUCAAGUCAUCUAUCCUAUUUUGGAUGAUAUGAAAAAGAGCAAACAUGGCAAGAGAGAAUCUGUGCUCAGGGCACUUGACAAUAUGAAAGUAGCUUUUGGAGAUUUAGAAGGUGCAAAAGAAGGUCUGACGCAUGAAUUUAUUGCUCAAAUCAUAACCUCGCUUCAAGGUGAUUGAGUCAAUCGCAGUGAAGAAUCAGAGGUGACGACAUUUAUGUUGGAUCUCAUGCAAAAAUUUCAUAAAUAAUGCCUGUGCCCGUUUCAGCGAAUGCUACGUCAAAAGAAGGAGUCCCAUACCGGCAGCGCAACGUGCUCGAUAUACAAUGUUGUCAUAGGAAUUUGUCUAUUGCAAACUUUGUACGUAAAAGUACGAUGCACUUUAUAUGAAACACGCUCUUUUUUUGUAAAAAUCUGAAAAUGGAGUGUUCAAUCGGUGAAUUAUAUUUAUUGUGUUAUAGAAGGGCAGCAGAGUCGUGUUGAUAGGAUCGCGUACUCCUUAUAUACGCGUACGUUCUGUUCUCAAAUAAUUCUAGUUGUGGGUAACCAUUUUUUCAUCGAAGACCACAUGCCAUUUAAAGCAUAUUAUUUUCACGAUGCAAUAACAUCAAUAGCGUAACAAUACCAUAACUGGUCUUUACCAAAUAUUUUUUGGCAUUAUCGCCUUCUUUGGUUCACCGAAAAUUGUCCUAUUUUCUGUCGCCAAAAUUAUACACAGUAUGUCUAUAAAGGGCAAUCAAGGUACAAUUUAUGACAGCACCUAGGUGCGAUGGUUUGUGUGCGAGUUAAUCAGAAGCGGAUCGUAGGAUCAACAACUUGGUGCACUGUCCGAGACGUUUGCACAAGCCAGUACUUGGUAUCUGAAUAGCUCACAAAUGUAAAUAUCGCACUGUGAGAGAAAUGAACAGCGCCCAACAAAAAAUUCAAUAUGAGUGUAUAGAGCUCUUCUAAGCUAAAGAGGCAUCUAUCUAUCUCAAGACACAUUUAGGCACUAACAUUGUCUUCUCCUCGCAUUUGGGUUAUUGAAAAUUCAAAACGCGCUCAGCCGGCAUUCGUCUUUCUCACAACUUCACAUCCCUCAUAUGGCUGCUUCUACUUCAUGUUUGUAGGGUAUCGACGUUUCUGAUUAAUAUUCUCGUCUCUCGAUAUGUUUCUCGUAGCAUUUUUGCUAUCAACGUACAGCUUCAGUUUUUGCUGAACUUGCUUCUCUCAUUUUCUCGCGAGGGGUUUCGAUUCGCCAUUUUAAAAGUCCCUUUUGCCGACGAUCCAUCAACUCAGAGUUGUCCUACCGCAAAAAACGCACUUCAGUCUGCUCAAAAAUUUGGCAGACUUUGUAUCCCUCUCAACAUCCUCUUAAAUCUUAUUAUCAUUCCUGUCUCCCUCUGUUUUUCACUCGGCCAAGAACUUGAUGUCUUGAACUAUAAAGAAGUCGCAUGGAUGUUUGGAAUUUCGUCUGUCAUAGAGACCUUAUAUGAGUCUUUCUACCUUCAAACACAAAUUCUGGUUUUAUUUCGAGUCCGCGCUAUUCUGGAAUUCAUCGCUGUUUUGGUAAAAGCCUCUACUUCUUACAUUUUCACAGUUUACUUUAACUACGGAUUGCUCGCAUUUGGAUUGGCGCAAAUCUUCUACUCAGUCUCUUUGUUGCUUGGAUAUUGGAUCUAUUUCCUAAAAUUCUCGCCCCUUCAACAACUGUCACCCUCGAAAACUCUGCAAUUCGCUCAUGGACAUAACGAUGCGGUGAAACAACCCUUGUGGAUUUAUUGGCUUACCUUUGAAUGGCAGACCAUACAAAAAACAAUCUUGUAUGGAGGCGAAUAUUUUUUAUUACGCAUUUUUUUCAGCUUGAAAGAUCAAGCCAUCCAUGCCUCUGUUAUCAUGCUCAGAAACUCAGCUGCGAGAAUUCUAUUUCAAUGGCUUGAGGAGGGCCUAUUCCCUAUUUUCUCUCAGAGCAUCAAGCAAAUUCGUAAUUCACCCAUAACAGUCCAACAAGAUAUGUUGUCUCAUCUCCAAACGCUUCUUUUUCUUCUUGUCAAAGCAGUUAUCACUCUCGGACUCAUCGUGCUCUCUAUUGGCCCUAAUUACACCUUUCUUCUGCUGGAAAUACUGUUUACCAACAAAUAUUCUCGCACCUAUGCUCCCCUCCUCUUGUCUUGGGAACUCUUACACAUCUUUACUUUGGGCCUGAGCACUAUUCUUGAAUCAUUUACCUUCUCAAUCGCGUCCUCUCGAACGCUUAACGUGUUCAACCUCUACAUAUUGGUCCAGUCGAUUAUCCUCUACCUCUGCUUCAGCCAAUUCCCGGAUUUUCUGGCGGCUCCAGGCACUCUUGUCGCCCUCAACAUCGCCGUCACAAUUACGAAAAUAGUCAUAUAUGCGAUCUAUAUCAUGCGCUUCUUUAAAAAAAGAAUUCCCAAAACCGUAGCACCAAACCUAGUCCCGAGCCUUGGGACAUUCCUUGUCCUAAUCGUUGUUUUCACGGCCACCAGAAUUAGCGAGAAAAGGUGCAGCCAGCGAAUCGAACUCUGCAAGAGCAACUGCCUAAUUCACGUCAUGGUCGGUGGAAUUUGUUUUCUAAGUGUCCUCCUCUCAAUUUCAAAAACCGAGAAGUCGUAUUUGAUGGAGGUAACCUCUCUGAUAAAAGACCUAAGAAGUUACGCCAGCAAAUAAAUUUUGCACCAGCAUGGCAAUAUGUCCUGUGCGAACUUUGUAACCACCCUACUUCAAACACCCUAAAUGGAACCACAUGUAUUUGUGAUAACAUAAUGUACAUACUACACGUAUACACAAAAA
Messenger RNA from Schistocerca gregaria, 4222 nucleotides. Its product is annotated as serine/threonine-protein kinase svkA-like. NCBI's taxonomy places the organism in Eukaryota, Metazoa, Arthropoda, Insecta, Orthoptera, Acrididae. The record is from RefSeq and is a predicted model, not a curated record. Gene Ontology annotation, biological process: protein phosphorylation. The transcript has 6 exons. The coding region runs from base 183 to 1613 and encodes 476 amino acids. Gene Ontology annotation, molecular function: ATP binding; protein kinase activity.